ACCCUAAUCACUCGCAUAACUCUGCGGAGAAAGACACCAGGGAGCACUCGUCCUGUAACCGUACUCGAGUACUGUAUCUUGAACCACGUGACCAAUAAUCUCCAGCAGGCGCCAGCACCCUAUGCCAAGACAUGGGCGUCCAACGCCGCUGAGACUUUUGAGCAACAAGCUCCAUCACCGAACAAGCGACACUUCCACUACCACCACGAACUAUCGAAACAAUGUCAUAUCCACCUCCGCCGGGGACAUCCUCCUCUCUCCCUCCUCGCCCCCCGCCGCCCUCAAUUCCGCAGAGCACGGCCCCACCAGCUUUCUCAGGUUUCCGUCCCAGACAAGUCGCUGCACCACCAACGGGAUAUUCUCAACCACCCCAAUACAAUCAGCCAUACCCCCAACAAUACCCACCCGCUUAUCAACCCCCCGCCCAACAAUACCCAGCACCUGCACCGUCAGGAGCGCCGCACAUUGUCAAUCCAUUUCCGCUGCCACAACAAUCAUUCAACCGCCGUGCAGACCCGAGAUAUGCGGAUCUGGACCCGGAGCUGCAAGCCCAGAUAGCCCAACAGCAAAGCAUAUACGACCCCUCCACCCGCGCUUCUGGUAAUACCACCACCGCUCCCGCCGUUUCAAAAGCAGAAGGCAGCGAGUAUCCGGUGGCGCCGCUCAGCAAGCCGAAGAACGCACCAACUGUCGUUCGCCAGGGUGGUGGCCAGUCCUGGACAGACUCAUCUCUACUAGAGUGGGACCCCUCGCACUUCCGACUAUUCGUUGGUAAUCUUGCUGGCGAGGUCACGGACGAUUCACUGCUCAAGGCGUUCUCAAAGUACCCCAGCGUACAGAAGGCCAGGGUUAUCAGAGACAAGCGCACCACGAAGAGCAAGGGAUAUGGGUUUGUGGCUUUCAGCGACGGAGAUGAGUACUUUCGCGCGGCGAGGGAGAUGAAUGGGAAAUAUAUUGGUAGCCAUCCGGUGCUGUUAAAGAGGAGCAAUACGGAGAUCAAGCCGGUUGUCAUGGGCGGGAAGAAAGGGGUUAAGGAUGGAAGGGUUGAGAAAAAGAAGAAGAAGAAGAAAGGUGGCGAACAGAAGAAUGUUUUGGGAUAAACCUUUGGUUAGGUGGGGAUAGAAGGUGGUGUUCAUUCUUAAUAUUGAAUAGAAGGAACGGCCGGUUUUCGUUGGAUGGUUUGAAUUGUCGGGAGAACGCAUAAUGGUUAGAUGGCAUGGAGGGGGGGGGGGGGGGGGGGGUUCCUUACCCUUGUGAUUCAAUGUAUUUCUAGAUAUAUCAAUUUGGGGCAAUCCUAUUAUGUUUUGGUUUU
Molecule: messenger RNA, 1312 nt
Organism: Tuber aestivum (summer truffle)
Lineage: Eukaryota; Fungi; Ascomycota; Pezizomycetes; Pezizales; Tuberaceae
Source: the annotation of a GenBank genome assembly